AUGGUUUCCAUAAUUAAUUUUUGCAAUUCAAGCGAGGAAUAUUCAUCAUUUAUUAAUUAUAUGCAGGGUGAGUAUUCGGUUUUUGCUUUUGAGAAUGUUUUGUUUUUUACCUCAUGUUCUUUUUCAGAAAAUCAAAUUAAUACAGUAGAUGAAUUCAAAGAUCAUCUACAAUACAAUGUAUUGUCGUUUUUGCGAGCAUUCACUAAUCUUAAUUUUGGAAAACUUGAAACGGACCUUGCAGUUUUUGAAGAAAAUGAAAAUAAAAAGAAUGAACGAAAAAUUGAUGAAGACGAUGAAAUUAUUAAUAAUAUUAUUGAUGAUGAAGAUUGCCAAUGUGAAAAUUUAUGUUGUGCAAAAUUAAGACAAAAAUUGAAUCAUUUGUCCGAAAAAGUUGAUACGAUGGAAAUAUGGAUAAAAAAUGAAAUGAAAAAAAUCGACAAUCCAUUAGUAAUCAAUAAUUCUAUGAAAAAUGGAGAUUUUUUAUUGGAAGAUAAAUGGCUAGUCAAAGGCGAAUUUUUACAUAUCGCCGCUAGAGAUAGUGGCAAUAGCGACCUGGCUAACCUUUUAGAUUCGGUUUUUGGAAGAAAAAUCUUACAAAAAUACAAGUCGAUUAAAGAUCUUCCAAACGAGCUUAAAAAAGCGAUCGAUUUAUUAAUUGAGCAUUAUUCAAGGGCAAAAGUCGUUGAAAAAGGAGGAGAGUAUAAUAAAAUAAAAAAUAAUGCUAAACAACGAAUAAACAAACGUUUUGACAAUUGGAAUCGGUACCAGUUGAAAAAAAAAUUGUCAGUCAAAUCACCAUCCACAUCAAAUGAUGAUUAAUUAAAUGUUGCAAUAUCAUCAUUUUUCGCUUAUUUUUUUAAUUUU
Molecule: messenger RNA, 864 nt
Organism: Dermatophagoides farinae (American house dust mite)
Lineage: Eukaryota; Metazoa; Arthropoda; Arachnida; Sarcoptiformes; Pyroglyphidae
Source: RefSeq, a predicted model, not a curated record